CCGCAAUCACACAAUUCAUUUUCUCUGGGCUCUUUUUGUUGGUUCAAGAAGAAAUGACUUCCGACGAGGAUCAGGACACGAAUCAAGGGAAGGGCGGGGAGAAGCUAUGGGAACAUUCUUCCCCUGAGGGAACGGCAAUGUACCAAUUCAAACGGUACGUCUCGGAAAAAUACUCGCGAGAGUUCUCGGGCGAGGAAGACAAGCUCAAUUCCUUAUGGGCAUGGUCAGUCGAGGAGAUCGAGAACUUCUGGAGCGAAGUUUGGUACUACACUGGGAUUAAAGCUUCUCAGGGGUUCGAGUCCGUAGGUGCCCACGUUCAAUCCACCAGUCCCGCCACCGCUACCGGUACUCCUUCUGCCAAUUGAGGCGCCGGAUAAAAGUGCGACAAGCUAAGAAUGUUGAGAUAGGUCGUGGAUGUGAAUUCCGGAAUGUUCCCAAGACCGGCCUGGUUUUCGGGAGCUCUCCUCAAUUUCGCCGAGAACCUACUCUUCCCGCAGCUACGCGACAACGGCGGUGACGCGGUCGACGAGAACGCCAUCGCGGUCAUUGCCGCAACGGAGGGUAGCGAACGGGAAUAUGUCACUUGGAAAGAUCUCCGCGAGCGUGUGCGUGUUUGUGCUGCGGCUCUGAAACAGAGGGUUAAGCAGGGUGAUGUAGUGGCAGGUAAGGAGUGCAGAUCUCCCAAGGGAAAAACAGAAGCUUUUCAUUGGAGGGAUCGAAGGCUUACAUGAGCGAUACGGCGCGGUAGGAUACGUCGCGAAUCACACGAAUGCUUUGGUGGCUAUGCUCGCUACAACGUCUUUGGGAUGCGUGUGGACAGGGAUUAGUCCUGAUCAUGGAACUGCCGCUGUGCUUGACCGUCUGGCUCAGUUGGAACCUAGAGUCCUUUUUGCGGAUUCCGGUGUGCUUUACAAUGGCAAAAUGCACGUGGCUAUGCCGAAGCUGGGGGAAAUCACGGCUGCUCUUUUGAAACUGGGGACGGUAGUGGUUUUUAAUACCUUUGGACUGGAAAUUGACGCCCAGAACGUGAAGCCGAGCGGGCGAAGUGAGUGUCAGGUUUGGCAGUAUGAGGAUUUUGUGCAGACAGGAAACCAAGACUGUCCGUUGGAGUUUUUGCAGUUGCCUCCCGACACCCCUGUUUAUGUUUUGUUUUCUUCGGGGACCACAGGAAGUAUGUUUUUUUUUUUUUCCAUUUCAAUUGUACAAGAGUUGCUGAUGGCGGUCCCAGAGCCCAAGUGCAUUUGCCAUGGGGCUGUCGGAACUCUAAUACAGCAUAAGAAGGAACAUGUGAUUCAUUGCGAUAUCGGUCCCGGAUCGGUCUUCUUUCAGUUCACCACUGUUACUUGUCAGUUGAUAAUCAUUCCUAAACGCGAAGCUUAUGAUCUCGCUAAUAUGGGACUAGGGAUGAUGUGGCAUUGGCUUGUAUCUGGCCUGGCGAGCGGUGCGACUAUCGUUCUCUAUGAUGGCUCGCCAUUUAGACCUCUGAUAGGGGAAGGGGGAAAUCUGGCAAUGGCAAAGUUAAUUGAUGAACUUGGGUACGUGUGAACGUAUUAUCAUACCUCGGUAUGUCCGCUGCUAAGGGAUUCUAGGGUAACACAUUUCGGCACAAGCGCCAAGUAUCUUUCGGUAUUGGAACAAAGCAAUGUGCGCCCAAGUGUGUUUUGCCUCUCACCUCGCUUACCGAGACGAUAUAGCUGAUGGAGUAAUAGAGGAUAAAUAUCCCAUGAAAACCCUCAAAGCAAUAUAUUCCACCGCAUCAGUGCUUGCACCAUCAACAUUUGUAUAUGUUUAUAGUGCAUUCGGGCCGGAUCUUGACCUUGGCUCCAUCACCGGGGGCACGGACAUCAUCUCGCUGUUUGGUGCCCCCUCACCUCUUGUUGCGGUAUACAGCGGUGAAAUUCAAUGUUUGGGUUUGGGAAUGAAGGUGGAAGCCUGGGACGGCGGCGGAAACAACGUCGAGGCCUCUGGCGAAACAGGAGAUCUUGUAUGCGUCAAGCCAUUCCCUUGCAUGCCAGUCAAAUUCUGGGGAAGGGAUGGCGAGGCCAUUUACAGGAAAUCGUAUUUCGAGGAGUUCCCUGGUACACUUCCUUUUCUCGAACUCAAGAAAGUGCUUGGGCAUUGACGGGAACAGGCGUGUGGCACCACGGUGACUUUAUUAAGAUAAAUCCUGAAACGCGAGGCCUCCGGAUGCUUGGUCGAAGCGAUGCGAUUCUCAAACCUGCCGGUGUGAGAAUUGGUUCCGCGGAGAUUGUGCAUAUACCCUUCUCAGCCCUUUUUGGCAUAGACUGACAAGCAAUAGUACAAUGUACUCCUAGCCAAAUUCCCCUCCCAAUUCGAGGAUGCCGUCUGCGUUGGGCGCCGCCGUGCAAGCGACACAGACGAGAAUGUCGUUCUCUUCGUAAAGAUGUCUUCCGGUGCACUCCUUACUACCCAAUUGGUUACUGCGGUUAAGAGCACCAUCCGCCGUGAUCUUAGCGCAAGACACGUUCCAGUCCUCAUCGACGUGACACCGGAAAUCCCGGUCACGACUAAUGGGAAGAAGGUAGAAGUUGCAGUGAAGCAGAUCAUCAGCGGGAUCAACGUCAAGGUUAGCGCUAGCGUUGCGAAUGUGGAGAGUUUGGAGUGGUUUAAGCAGUGGGCUGCGAAGAAUGAGUGAUACAUGUUAUGCGGGGUGGAGUUAUUGAUGUAGUAACAAAUCAAUCGGGAGCGGUUCGUCUUUCCUGUACUCAAUGGUAGUGUCUGGUUUGGAUGUGGCUUUGCAGGCCGUACCGUAGCCUUCACCAUGAGGUCGGGGAAUGGGAUCAUGAUAUGUCACUCGUAU
This is a messenger RNA of Tuber aestivum (summer truffle), 2821 nucleotides long. NCBI's taxonomy places the organism in Eukaryota, Fungi, Ascomycota, Pezizomycetes, Pezizales, Tuberaceae. The record is from the annotation of a GenBank genome assembly.